This is a messenger RNA of Alternaria ventricosa, 552 nucleotides long. RefSeq lists its product as uncharacterized. The record is from RefSeq and is a predicted model, not a curated record. Lineage: Eukaryota; Fungi; Ascomycota; Dothideomycetes; Pleosporales; Pleosporaceae. The transcript has a single exon. Bases 1 to 552 code for a protein of 183 amino acids.
AUGGCCUCAAUGAGUACAUGCCACAACCCUUCAGCUCUUUUCCUCAUUCUGACAGAUAGCAGCUACGCACUCGGAGCUUGCCACUGGUCCGCACCCUACGCGGGCCUAUGCCUAAGCAACGAUACGACCGCCACCCCUGCACGUCCCUUCACUACCUUCUACCACAACCUAUCCUCCUACAACAUCGACAACCAGGGUAUCCUCAACUUGCCCGUGAGUCUUUGGGGUCGCGACGAUCCCGUCUCGUCCGCAAUGCGCUUCGACUACGAAGCUGGAACCAAUCUCGUGGAAAUGACCUUCGCGCUCAGGACCGACAUAUACCAACUGGUGUGCUUCGAAGAGGACGACGCUAGCAUGUACAUUGCAAUCGACGAAGAUGAUACUGGCAAGGUCCGUGAUUGGGUUUUUCCACCGAAAAAGGUCAAGAAUUGGUACAUGUGUCCCUCGAGGUAUAACUUUAAGUUGUGGACGCUGGCAUGGAAGAUUGGAGUUGUGGGCGAGCCGCAAAAUCCUACUUGUUCAAAGGUCGACGUAGUGAGGGUGUGGGCUUGA